AUGUUGGAGGAAUCCAGAAUGGAAAAGAAAUCUUUGAACCGAACUUCUCAACCACAGUCGAGGGCAUCAGCCAUCGACUGUAAAAAAAACACUGAAUCAACUCCUAGGCCUUGGCCUCGUAAUAAUAAGAAACGUGAAGGACCUGGUAGUACCCCCAAAAAUGAACCUAACAGAAAAAAUGCACCACCACAAUAUGGUAGGGGACAGUAUGAUAGGAGAUCACGCACUCGUGGAUCCACUGGUUACCAUGUGGGUGGAACGCAGAACACCAGGCUAGGACGGGAUGAAGAGCCAGAAAUUGGCUCAGUCUUUGUGCCCGGAAGCAAGAAGCAAAAUAUGAACCAUUUGCUGAACUUUUCUUACCCCUCUCGUGGAGUGCCAGAGCAUAGGGGCCACCAGGUUAGACGUCCUGGGUUCCAGAACCGUGGUCCGAGUCGUCAUGGACAUGACCAUUAUUUGAGAGCUUAUUGCCAGUUUGUGAUAAAGGAAGACGGAGAUAUUAAAGCUAAUCUGUUGGAUCCAGAUAUCCCAUUAAAGUGGGAUCAUAUUGAAGAAGUUGUGGUCCGAGCUACAGGUCGCUCGAAGUGUCUUAUAUGUUUGGGACCUCCUGCGGCGGGUCGCGUGUAUCGUUGCGGCCACAUUUACUGCUGGGCCUGCAUUCUCCACUAUGCUGCAACCCACGACAAGCAACCACCUCCAUGUCCAAUGUGCUCUACACCAUUGCACGUUGAUGACAUGAAACCCAUAAGAAUUGUAGAAUGGGAACCAGAAACAGAAGAGGUAACUAUGCGUCUCGUACGCCGUCUGCGAGGAUCCACUGCUGUGGAAAUGGCGCCACCACGUGGACAAGUGAUAGAGGCAAUGCCACCAAUUUUGCCUCUAGAAAAUAUCAACAAUGCACCAUAUACUAAAAUGUUCUCUGCCACUAAGCAACAGAUCCAUGAAAUCUUAAUAAGAGAGAGGCAUGAAAUAGAAAAUCAAAUAUUGGCAGAGAUAGACACAACUGAGAUAGUUUACUUAGAACAAGCUUUACAAAUGCUCAAGUCCAAAGAGGAAAAUAUCAAUCUUAGAUUCAGUGAGCCAAAGUUAACUAUAAAUGAAGAAACUGAAGCUGUAGUUCCUACGGUAUAUGAAAAACUGGAAGAAAACCAAAAUAAAUUAGAUUGGUUUGAUGUAAAUGAAGAGGGGGCAGCUGCAUGUGCUGAAAUAAUGCAAGAAACCAGUGACGCUGGAAUGGGAGAUACAAAUGAAAAAGAUCGUGCAUCACCUAAAAAUCUAGAAUUGUUGGAUGAAAAUGAAGCUGGAGCUGCUUGUGUUGACAUUAUACAUAAUAAUAUGGGGGCAUUGAAUCUUAACACAGUCGAUUCUAAUUUAAAUCCAGAAGCCCCAUCAUUUGACAUAGAUGAAAUGCAGCCAGAGGAAAUUCCUUUGACUGAAUGUAUUGUUCAGGAAACAAAACAACUUGAAGAUAAUGCUACUACGGCCAUUGAUAAACUCAACCUUAAAAAAUUCUUUUAUUUUUAUCAAGCUGAAGAUGGGCAGCAAAUAUUUUUACAUCACUUGAAUGUGCGCAUUCUAAUUGCAUCAUGGGGCGCCUUAGCUGCAGCUCCGCAAGUAAUACGUGGACGUGUGUUGCACCGGGAAACGUUUUCACUCACUGAGCAGGAACGACAACACAUGCCCUGUACUGCACAUUUACCUCUCUUUUGUGCUUAUGAUAUUGUUGAGUUAGAGCUACAACCGCCAUAUGUCACUGAAUCAGGAUUGAACCAGUAUGCCGUUGAGUUAAAACGUCGUGCACAGGCGCGCGCACGUCGUAAACGUGAAGAAAAACUCGCCAACCGUCGCGCUGCAGAGAAUCAGCAAAGGCCAGACCUAUCCUCAUUCCCACCUUAUUCCAGCUCGCCACCUUAUUCCAGCUCGUCACUUAAUUCUAACCCGCCACUAACUCCAUCCCUAGAAGAACCGUCUACCAGCGUUGGGUCUCCGCCUUCAGGAGUAUCUUAUUCUCAGAUGGCGGGCAACAGUGGUACUUGGCGUCAACGUAAGGCGCCUGCUGCACCACCACCGCCUCCUCCUGCUGCCCCUACCGUCGAUGAAGUAUCCGCUCCUCGUAUGCCAAUGCUGAGUGAUUUUGUAUUCGCUAACCGAGGUCCUUCCAAGAAAAACAAGAAAUCUAAGCGGAAUCAUUAA
Spodoptera littoralis (African cotton leafworm) is the source of this 2193-nucleotide messenger RNA. The record is from the annotation of a GenBank genome assembly. NCBI's taxonomy places the organism in Eukaryota, Metazoa, Arthropoda, Insecta, Lepidoptera, Noctuidae.